Messenger RNA from Otolemur garnettii (small-eared galago), 641 nucleotides. Its product is annotated as protein tyrosine phosphatase type IVA 1-like. The record is from RefSeq and is a predicted model, not a curated record. Gene Ontology annotation, cellular component: nucleus. Gene Ontology annotation, biological process: protein dephosphorylation. The transcript has a single exon. Lineage: Eukaryota; Metazoa; Chordata; Mammalia; Primates; Galagidae. The coding region runs from base 4 to 516 and encodes 170 amino acids. Gene Ontology annotation, molecular function: phosphatase activity.
AGAAUGAACCACCCAGCUCCUGUAGAAGUCACAUACAAGAACAUGAGAUUUCUUAUGACACACAAUCCAACCCAUGCGACCUUAAACAAAUUUACAGAGGAACUUAAGAAGUAUGGAGUUAGCACAAUAGUAAGAGUGUGUGAAGCAACUUAUGACACUACUCUUGUGGAGAAAGAAGGCAUCCGUGUUCUCGACUGGCCUUUGGAUGAUGGUGCACCACCAUCUAACCAGAUUGUUGAUGACUCAUUAAAUCUUGUAAAAAUCACGUUUCGUGAAGAACCUGGUUGUUGUAUUGCCAUUCAUUGUGUUGCAGGCCUUGGGAGAGCUCCAGGGCUUGUUGCUCUCGCAUUAAUUGAAGGUGGAAUGAAAUAUGAAGAUGCAGUACAAUUCAUAAGACAAAAGCAGCGGGGAGCUUUUAACAGCAAGCAACUUCUGUAUUUGGAGAAGUAUCGUCCUAAGAUGCGGCUGCGCUUCAAAGACUCCAAUGGUCAUAGAAACAACUGUUGCAUUCAGUAAAACUGGGAUGCCUGAUGCUGUUGCCUUGGAAGUAAAACUUGAGACAGGACCUAAUGUGUCAUAUGUACAUGUAUUAGCCAACAUGUUGGCUGGAUUAAUGAAGCUUCCAUAGGAGUAUUAUAAAG